AUGGUGACCAAGCCCUCGCCGUGGAUGAGGAGGCAAGGGGAUCGGACGGCGGCGAGGAGGGCACGGAGAACGGAGAGCUCGAUGACCUCGUCGCCGAUUGAGCACGAGCGGCAGACGGCGUCGAGGAGGCGGAGGAUGAGGGAAGGGGAAAUGGAGGAAGGGUCGGCCUCGCCGCGGAUGAGGGAGAGGGAGAAGAGCUUGAAUGCGCACUCGAGGGCGGGCUCGGCGACCUUGGCGUAG
Molecule: messenger RNA, 240 nt
Organism: Linum trigynum
Lineage: Eukaryota; Viridiplantae; Streptophyta; Magnoliopsida; Malpighiales; Linaceae
Source: the annotation of a GenBank genome assembly